AUGGCGCAAUCUCUCAGGGCCAGUACACGUCUCUUUGCUCGGUUGAGCUCUAGAACGCUGCCAGCUUCUCGCCGAAGCUUUGUCGCCGCCCCAAUCUCAAGGAUGCCGGAUUUGAUUCAGGAUAUGUACCUGAAAGAGUUGCGAGCCUACAAACCCCCGCCGCAGAAAGCAUCAGACGCCGAGGGUCACGUCCAAAAAUUCACACCUCCCGCUGUGCCCAAGUCGCCAGAAGAGACCAACCUGGCAAGUGAAAUGAAGGAAUACGAGGACCAAGUUGUGGAGAUUGAAGGAGCAGCUGCGCCAGGGGAGACACAGCCCGAAGAAGACUUUUUCGAAGACAUUGAGGAGGAGGAUGAACCAGCACACCAUUGA
This is a messenger RNA of Fonsecaea multimorphosa CBS 102226, 372 nucleotides long. RefSeq lists its product as uncharacterized. Lineage: Eukaryota; Fungi; Ascomycota; Eurotiomycetes; Chaetothyriales; Herpotrichiellaceae. The record is from RefSeq and is a predicted model, not a curated record. The coding region runs from base 1 to 372 and encodes 123 amino acids. The transcript is spliced from 3 exons. Gene Ontology annotation, biological process: proton motive force-driven ATP synthesis.